Prunus dulcis (almond) is the source of this 849-nucleotide messenger RNA. RefSeq lists its product as uncharacterized. The coding region runs from base 1 to 849 and encodes 282 amino acids. The record is from RefSeq and is a predicted model, not a curated record. The transcript is spliced from 2 exons. Lineage: Eukaryota; Viridiplantae; Streptophyta; Magnoliopsida; Rosales; Rosaceae.
AUGGAUUUUGAUGGUAUUAGCAGUGAGUUUGGAAAUGAAUAUUUAGGCAAAUAUGGUAGUUGUGGAGGGCGUAAAUAUUUGUCUACUGAUUGGGAGGGUUAUAUUACUCAUGAGGGUCAGAAGUUUGAGGGUGGAGUUUGUGAAUUCCGUGAUAAGUUGGCUAAGUACGCGAUUGAGAAUGGUUUUAAGAUGAAGUAUUUGAAGAAUGAGCCUCGUCGUGUUACUGCUGUGUGUGCUAAGAAGGAAUCAAAUGGCUGUGAGGGGAAUGUGCAUGCUGUUAAGUCUAAUGUAAAUGGAUUUUUCUAUAUUAAGAAUUUAAAUAAUGUACACAGUUGUAGUGGUUUGAUCCGUGAGAAGAGAAAUAAGGCAAUGGGGUCUCGUUUGGUGUCUUCAAUUGUCAAAGAUAAAGUUCGUAGCAAUCCUUUGGUAAGGCCUAUUGAGCUAAUUACUGAUUUGAAAGAAAAUUAUGGAUUGGAUGUCCCUUAUCAUGUUGCGUGGUAUGGGAAGGAGUCGGCUACUAAGGAUUUACAUGGUGAUGAGGAGUUGUCUUAUGCUCACCUGCCUUGGUAUGUUGAUGUUUUGAAGGCCAGCAAUGUCGGGUCUCAUUGUGUGCUUGACUGUGGCGAGGAUGGUUCUCGUUUCCAGCGGAUCUUUAUAUGUUAUAAGGCCUCCAUUGAUGGUUUUCGAUGGUGUAGGCCUAUGCUGUUUAUUGAUGGUACUUUCGUUACAAACAAGUACAAGGGUACUCUUCUAGGAGCUACUGCAAAGAAUGGGAAUAAAGGUACUCAAGCUUCACGUACUCCACAAGAGAGACAUUCUCAAGGUCGAGCAGCUCUGGACUUGUUAUGA